AUGAGGCUCCUCCUCUUGACCUCUCUCCUGUCACUGGCGCUGGCCGCGCUCGCCUCGCCCAUCGCCCAACAGCAGCAGCAACCGGCCAAGGCCAGGGCCGCAGCGUCCGACAAGGUGGGCUACUUCUUUGUCCACUUCCACGACGACUACAAGUCGCCCGGCGACUACAGCACCUACCCGGCGGGCGAGCAGGUGUUUGGGCAGCUGUCGAACGGCAACAAUGCCAUCUCGUACACGGCGCUCAAGGGCGGCGCGCCCCUCCUCACCUCGACCGUGGGCACCAAGGGCGUGCGCGACAUGUACCUCGUCUCGAAGCCCGACGAGUCGCAGCACUAUAUCAUCGCCACCGACCUCAACCAGACGGCCGUCGGCGGGUUCGGCGGCAAGUUCCUCAGCCGCAGCCUCGUCAUCUGGGACUCGGAGGGUCCCAGCCUGACCAAGUGGAAGGCGCCCCGCCUCGUCGAAGUCGUCCCGCCCGAGUUCCGCAUGGCCUGGGCGCCCGAGGCCAUGUGGAUCGAGGAGCGCAAGAGCUUCAUGGUCUACUGGUCCUCGAACAAGUACGCCGACGCUUCGCACUCGGGCACGCCCGACUACGACAAGAUCUACCGCGCAUACACGACCGACUUCCGCAGCUUCACCCAGCCCGAGGUGUACAUCGACCUGGGCGCCGGCACGGGCGUGAUUGACCUGACGAUGCACCCGACGGGCCAGGGCAACCAGUAUGUGCGCUUCUUCAAGGACGAGAGCGUGUCAAAGUGCCGCGGCCAGGUGAGCAACAGCGGCAUCGACGGCCAGUGGAACGACAUCGGAUCGGCAAAGGAGUACGUCGACAACAACAACCAGUCCGAAGCCUGCCUGUUUUUCAAGGACAACCUGUCGGACAAGUGGUGGGUCUUCCUGGACCAGUACGGGCGCAACCCGCCGGGCUACUACCCGUACACGGCCGACAAGGGCAUCACGCAGUACGGCUACACGGACCUGGGCUUCCCGCCGGGCAUGCCCAAGCUGCUCAAGCACGGCGCCGUCAAGCCCGUCAACCAGGCCCAGUACGACGAGAUCAAGGCCGCCUGGGGAUGA
Molecule: messenger RNA, 1077 nt
Organism: Pseudozyma flocculosa PF-1
Lineage: Eukaryota; Fungi; Basidiomycota; Ustilaginomycetes; Ustilaginales; Ustilaginaceae
Exons: 3
Coding region: 1-1077 (358 amino acids)
Source: RefSeq, a predicted model, not a curated record